CCCCAUCACAGCCGACAACUGAGCAUAAGUCCUCUCCUGCCUUCUACAGCAUAUACAUACAUAUCAUAUAUAGUGAAGUCGUACCACAUAGCUCCUCUACAUCCAGAACCGCUGCGGCCUUUCACUUCCCAGUGUCACGUCCGCUCGUGUUUUUUGUUACUUCGAAGUCAACAUGUCAGCACCUGCUUCGGCCGACGACACUGCGAACUUCUAUACCUGCUGCAAAUGCUAUACGCCAACACGAUUGGACCCAUCUCUAUUGGAUGGUUCCCCAUACGAAGAAGUUGUUGGUGCCUUGACUGAACCUAUCAAGUCGGCGCAUAGAAGCGGAGUCGACGACCAUGGACGAGAUGCAUCCUCGGCAACAGGGCUAGAUUCACGAACGGACCGGCGGCGUCAUGGAAAGUCCGCUAUACCGAUCCAGGACUCCUUUGUCCUUCUUUCCAAAUCCCAGGUCGCAUCGCUACAUCUGACAAGUGUACUACCAGGAAAUCGAGGCGGUGUAGCAGAUGCAGGCGCGGGAGGAGGAACCGACGAUUCGGCCCAUCUGAGAGGGAGCUUGAGUCACAAGCUAAAGACAGCUGCAAAGCUGUUCGAUCUGGUCUCGCAGGCAACCGAUGUAGAUCAUCCCCUCUGUGAAGACUGCGCUGACGAGUUGAUGGUCAAGCUUGAGAAGCGUGUGCAUGAGGCACGAAAAGAGAAGGAUGCGUACGAGGCGUAUUUUAAGGCUCUGAUGGAGGAGGAGCACAAUGGGGAUCAACCGGAUGUGACUGAGGAAGACCUCACAAAGCUGAGAGAUGAAGAGCGGCAGGCACUGCAAACUUUGAAGAAUCUAGAGUCGGAACGAGAACAUCUGAACGCAGAGUUGGCCUCAGUCCAUAAAGAGCUCGAGGAUCUUGAAGUUUCAAAAUCAAGCCUAUGGCAAGAUGUGAAUGAUUUCGACAGCAAACUCCAAACGUAUCAGAAUGAGCGGCAAAGUGUCCAACUGAGUCACGCCUAUGUAUCAAAGCAGCUGGAGAGUCUGAAGAAGACCAAUGUCUACAAUGACACGUUCCAGAUUUGGCAUGAAGGACCCUUCGGGACUAUCAAUGGCUUCCGCAUGGGGCGAUUACCGACUCAACCGGUUGACUGGUCGGAAAUCAACGCUGCUAUGGGUCAAUCCCUUUUGUUGCUUGACACCAUGGCGAACAAGCUUCGCUUUACCUUCAAGAACUACAAGCUAGUUCCAAUGGGCAGCUUCUCAAGGAUAGAAAAGAUCGAUGGCGACAAGGGGACACUCGAACUGUACGGAUCUGGCGACCUCAAAGGCGUUCUCUUCUGGAACCGGCGAUUCGACAACGCGCUCGUGGCUUUCUUGCACUGCUUACAGCAGAUUGGGGACUACGCAGAACAGCGGGAUUCCAAGUUUCGGCUUCCCUAUAGAAUUGUGAAAGACAAGAUUGGCGACACCCCCAUCAAGCUGCAGUUCAACCAAGAUGAAACAUGGACCAAGGCACUGAAGUACAUGCUCAUCGAUCUGAAAUGGAUUCUGGCCUUCUGCUGCACCCGAAACUGAGGAAAAGGAUCACGAACCUCUGCACUCAACGGGCAUUCCCCUGUAAAUAUGCGUUUUCGUGCACGGCGCGGCGCUAGGCGUAUGACAGCUAUCACAUAUAGGUUUCGUUUCGCCUUCACUCGAUUUCAAUUCUGAAAGUUGAAAACUAUUUGUUUCAU
This is a messenger RNA of Fimicolochytrium jonesii, 1713 nucleotides long. Its product is annotated as autophagy protein Apg6-domain-containing protein. Gene Ontology annotation, biological process: cellular response to nitrogen starvation; autophagy; autophagosome assembly. Gene Ontology annotation, cellular component: phosphatidylinositol 3-kinase complex, class III, type II; phosphatidylinositol 3-kinase complex, class III, type I; phagophore assembly site. The coding region runs from base 173 to 1555 and encodes 460 amino acids. NCBI's taxonomy places the organism in Eukaryota, Fungi, Chytridiomycota, Chytridiomycetes, Spizellomycetales, Powellomycetaceae. The record is from RefSeq and is a predicted model, not a curated record. The transcript has 9 exons.